Messenger RNA from Dothidotthia symphoricarpi CBS 119687, 606 nucleotides. RefSeq lists its product as uncharacterized. Lineage: Eukaryota; Fungi; Ascomycota; Dothideomycetes; Pleosporales; Dothidotthiaceae. The transcript has a single exon. The coding region runs from base 96 to 275 and encodes 59 amino acids. The record is from RefSeq and is a predicted model, not a curated record.
CACCGACGAGGCUGCCACCAUUAGUGCUACGACAUACUGUUUCGGUCACGUUUUGAACGCUUUACGCAAUGAGGGGUCGGUUCAGAUCGUGAGAAAUGGUCACUGCCUCAGAACAGAACGUUCCUGAUUUCUUCAACUUUCAUCACUCCACAUCUUGCAUUGCGUCUCAAAUUUCGUGGUGUUCUGUUCGUUGUCUGAUUUCUUUUGUCGCUUUAAUUUUUCUCACCUGCCAAUUGUAUGAGGUGCACGGUUUACGCUCUUCCAGCAUUACAUAACCACACAGAAAGCAGAGAAGCGCCAAAAGGCGUUGGAUGGGCAUCUGGUGGUAGGAAUUCUGCAUAAAGAAAUGGAUAAAGCAGUUACGAAAGCUUGUAGAGGGUGCUGAGGUCUAACACAUGAGGUACACAUCAACACUGUUCCAACGAAAUUGUGUAUGCAAGAGAUCAGGACACGGCAGAACACGACGCUGCAGCGAACUAAUGCAGUUGGGUUCUACAAGCCUCGUCCUCCCCAGCACCAUCAUCUUCUACUAUGCCGACAAGCAAACAUACCUCAUGGAUAAUAAUGGCACAGUUCCUCUGUCGACAAGGCUUCAAGUGUUAUGUU